Molecule: messenger RNA, 831 nt
Organism: Monascus purpureus
Lineage: Eukaryota; Fungi; Ascomycota; Eurotiomycetes; Eurotiales; Aspergillaceae
Source: the annotation of a GenBank genome assembly
AUGCCUCUCGAUACCUCUACAACAUACCCUCUCACCAAGCUGCGACUCGACGGUCGUCGCUGGAACGAGCUCCGUCUUCUUCAAGCUCAGAUCUCCACAAACCCUGCUAGCUCAGGCUCGUCAUAUUUGUCGAUGGGUAAUACAGCGAUAAUGUGCUCGGUACAUGGUCCAGCUGAGGGACGCAGAGGAGAGGGAGGAGGUGCAGGAAGCCCAGCGGGCGCUACAGUGGAAGUGGAUGUGAACGUUGCGGGCUUUGCUCUUGUUGAUCGAAGAAGAAGGGCUGGUGGGAGCGAUCGGCAAUCGACUCGAAUCGCAACGAUUCUCCGCGCAGCUUUCCAAUCACAUCUCCAUACCUAUUUGUAUCCUCACAGUACCAUCCACAUUCAUGUGUCGGUCCUAUCAUCGGACGGAUCUCUUCUCGCAGCAGCCAUCAAUGCCUGCACUCUGGCGCUUGUCGACGCGGGGAUUCCCAUGCCGGGCCUCCUCUGCGGGUGUACGUCGGCCAUGAGCGGCAGCGCAUCGACACCGCGUGACCCCAACAACGACGAACUCGAUCCGCUUCUAGAUGUUUCACUACCGGAGGAGCAAGAGCUUCCGGCGCUGACGGUCGGGACGACAACAGCAGUCCCUGUGGGAGAGAAUGCGAUGGACGAGGAUGACAGUGACAUGAAGAUCUCAGUGCUUCACAUGGACUCCAAAGUGCACGCUUCCUAUAUCGAGACGCUGCUGGCGGUUGGAAUUGACGGGUGCACACAGAUCCGAGAGAUACUAGAAGGCGUCAUCAAGGGCUCAGACCGUGUGGUGCUAUCUAAAGUGUCUGCAGAAGCAUGA